AUGGCACGCGUGCCCGCAUGUGUCUGUCUCCUCUGGCUAUUUUCCCUCAUCGUGGUCGUUGAGGCCACCGACUACCCAACUCUCACUGGCAAUCGGAGCGUCAUCGACUACACUACUUGUCUUCAAUAUCGCCUCGCCCAAGUCCGGGCUGGCAACUUGACGUCGAAUCAUUCUUACCGUAACGGCGGCGCUCUCGAUAGUCACGGACACAAUAUAUCGGACCGCACUAAGGCCACCUCUAUACCCUACGACUUAUGCGUCAACGAAUGCGGUGCUGGGCCAGAGUCCUUCGACUGGACUAUCUUCAGCACUAACCUCAGCACCUGGCUGCUACCAUGGCUCGCUCUGGUAUCUCAACUUCCAUUCGGUUCUCAAAGCCGACAACAGAACGUGCUCUCCAUCUUUCUCACCGUAGGCUCACCAGCGCUCGCCGCUUACUCGCUUAUCAUCUGUGUGCUCAACUGGGCUUGGGUCCCGCGCGCUUUUGAGGGCAUCCAAUACCCGAACGUCGAUCACGCCUGGCAUGUACUCGGUAGUCUGCAACACUCGCCCUUGCACGUGGAAAGGGUUGAAGGGAUGCUCGCUAGUCUCGUCGUCCUGCCGGAGAACGAUCAGUGGUGGGAGAACCUGGCAAAGGGACUGAACUAUGAGGAGACUUGGACAACCGCCAUCAUCCUCCAGACAGCCUGGGUGGUCAUUGCGUUUAUCCUCAACCUUGUCGAUUCUUUCCAAGACGGCAUCACCAACAACUUCGAGAGUAGCGGAAGGGGGACGGGGACACUCUUCCUCUGGCUCUUACCUCUCGUCAUCGGUUGGCAGCGACUCUCCCCCCGCUGUGACUACGCAAGGGUUCGCGACGCUCUUGAACGCGCUAACGAGAACGUUUACUAUGUUGCUGAUCACGUCAAGACCACCAUCUACAGACCUUAUGCGCCUCACGAGUCUAUCGCAUUCCCAUCUCCUCAGUCCAGCAGUAGUCUCUCGCCGCCCGCACCACUCAAGCUCCGCACCGCCGCUCCUAUACCCUCCCCCAGCAAGUGCCAGAAUCGGUUCCCAUUCGCCCUGCUACAGUGCGAUGAUGACCGAGGCGCCAGCGCACCCAUUUAUAGCGAUUCGCGCCUAUUACCGUGGUCGACUAGCGUCGAACUUGUGUCUGGUGCAUUCCGCAUCGCGGCAACAGUCAUGAAAGAACAAGGGAUCAAUCCGGCCAAGGAUGGACAGGCUCGACGCAGGUUUCUCGCCGAGGUCAGUCGCCGCAUUCAGCAGCACCAGUACCGGCUCAACUGGCGUACGCUCAUUCGACGAUGUGCCAUCGCCGGGGUGUUGGCAAUCAUUCUUCACUGGGGAGCCAUUGGAAGUGCGCUCAUAUACGCGUACUACACCUUCACAUCAGGACUUGGCUGCCGCGCCGUCUCAUUCUUACUCUACGCGGUGGUCGGGACAUUCAUCUGGCUCCUCAUCGUGUCCUCCUCCUUCAUCGUCCACUACGCGCAAUGGCUCGAACGUCAACGGCGCCUUCCUCGCCUCGAUACAUCUCGCUAUCACCUAUCCCCGGUCUUUGCACGCAGACUUGCGAAAGCCUUGCGCAUACUGGGCAAGGUGUUAGCCGUUUGCAACGCUGUCUGGAUAGUUACCUCUUGCCUGUUCCUGUUCUCCAACUUCUACACCCGCUGCUGGUGUGAUUCGAGUGUGCUAGGUCGCGGGGCAAAGAAUGCUUUCACCCUGAUUGCACCGGAUAAUGACGAUGUGACACAGCUGACCAACGCAUGGGUCGGAGCUAUCAUCCUGUCUCUGGGUGCAGUUGCGGCAUUCAUCGGCUUCGUCUAUAUGCACGUUGAACCCGUGCCACCGGAUCCACAUGCGGUUCAGCUUGAAGACCCGAACGCAUAUAUGGGUGAAGGAUACUUCCCGGUGGAGCGUCACGAUAGCGAAUAUGGGGUCAAGACUUCUCAUGUCUACGACCCGUAUAGUAGCCCGGAGAUCAAUGCCUUUUCGCCUGAAGGGAUACCCUUGAUGCCUUCCAGCUCGUCUCACUUGCCUCGUCUUUGA
Messenger RNA from Peniophora sp. CBMAI 1063, 2049 nucleotides. The record is from the annotation of a GenBank genome assembly. Lineage: Eukaryota; Fungi; Basidiomycota; Agaricomycetes; Russulales; Peniophoraceae.